CCCGCCGCUCCCUGGUGUGUCCCUCGCCCGCCGCCGUAGCCUGCCCCCGCUCCGCGGCGUGAGGGGAGCCCAGGCCGCAGCGGCUCCGGUCGCCCCGCCGAGCCCGAUGUGAGCCGCCCCGCGGCGGGGCCAGGCAGCGGGGCCAUGAAGAAGGACGUGAGGAUCCUGCUGGUGGGAGAGCCCAGAGUUGGGAAGACGUCACUAAUUAUGUCUCUUGUCAGUGAAGAAUUUCCAGAAGAGGUUCCACCACGAGCUGAAGAAAUCACCAUUCCAGCUGAUGUCACCCCUGAAAGAGUGCCAACCCACAUAGUGGAUUAUUCAGAAGCUGAGCAAAGUGAUGAGCAGCUUUACCAUGAAAUAUCACAGGCAAACGUGAUUUGUAUAGUAUAUGCUGUUAACAACAAGAAUUCUAUUGAUAAGGUAACAAGUCGAUGGAUUCCUCUCAUCAAUGAAAGGACAGACAAAGAUAGCAGGCUGCCUCUUAUAUUAGUUGGAAACAAGUCUGAUCUAGUGGAAUAUAGCAGUAUGGAAACUAUCCUUCCCAUUAUGAAUCAAUAUACAGAGAUAGAAACAUGUGUAGAGUGUUCAGCCAAAAACUUGAAGAAUAUAUCUGAGCUAUUUUAUUAUGCACAGAAAGCUGUUCUACAUCCUACAGGCCCUCUUUAUUGUCCAGAGGAGAAAGAGAUGAAACCUGCCUGUAUUAAAGCACUCACUCGCAUUUUUAGGAUUUCUGAUCAGGAUAAUGAUGGCACUCUGAAUGAUGCAGAGCUCAACUUCUUUCAGAGAAUUUGUUUUAAUACACCACUGGCACCUCAGGCUUUAGAAGAUGUAAAGAAUGUAGUCAGGAAAAACCUAAGCGAUGGAGUUGCAGAUAAUGGAUUAACAUUAAAAGGUUUUCUUUUUCUACACACACUUUUCAUUCAGCGAGGAAGGCAUGAAACAACUUGGACUGUUUUACGUCGCUUUGGGUAUGAUGAUGACUUAGAGCUUACACCAGAGUACUUGUUUCCUCCGCUAAAGAUUCCUCAGGACUGCACAACAGAAUUAAAUCAUCAUGCAUACUUGUUUCUUCAGAGUAUUUUUGAUAAGCAUGAUUUGGAUAGAGACUGUGCUUUGUCUCCUGAUGAAUUGAAAGAUUUGUUCAAAGUCUUCCCUUAUAUGCCAUGGGGACCUGAUGUUAACAACACUGUUUGUACAAAUGAAAGGGGGUGGAUUACAUACCAAGGGUUUCUCUCUCAGUGGACACUGACCACGUACUUAGAUGUACAGCGUUGCCUGGAGUACCUGGGUUACUUGGGCUACUCCAUACUUGCAGAACAAGAAUCUCAAGCAUCAGCAAUUACAGUGACAAGAGAUAAAAAGAUAGACCUGCAGAAAAAACAGACUCAGAGAAAUGUCUUCCUAUGCAAUGUUGUUGGAAUGAAAGGCUGUGGGAAAAGUGGAGUUCUUCAGGCUCUUCUUGGAAGAAAUCUAUUUAGACAGAGGCAAAUACGUGCAGAACACAAAUCUUACUACGCCAUUCAUACAGUCUAUGUAUAUGGACAGGAAAAAUACUUGCUGCUACAUGAUGUCAGUGAUGCUGACUUUUUAACUGAUGCUGAGACCAUAUGCGAUGUCGUCUGCCUGGUAUAUGAUGUCAGUAACCCUAAGUCCUUUGAGUACUGUGCCAGGAUUUUUAAGCAGCACUUCAUGGAUAGCAGAAUACCAUGCUUGGUGGUAGCUGCAAAGUCCGACUUGCAUGAAGUUAGACAAGAAUAUAGUAUUUCUCCUGCUGAAUUCUGCAAAAAACACAAAAUGCCUCCACCUCAAGCCUUUACUUGUAACACUAUUGAUGUGCCGAGUAAGGAUAUCUUUGUUAAACUGACAACUAUGGCAAUGUAUCCCCAUGCCCGGUUACGCUGUAUGUGCGCCUGCAACAGGUGUACAUUUUGCAUCUGUCAGAACUUCCUCAACUCAGACUUGCUGCAAUCUGUAAAGAACAAACUCUUCACUGCAGUUCUUAACAGGUGUUCAUUUGUAUUUGUCUGGCUGGCACUUAAUCUCUUUUUACUACAUUGUUUUACCUCUUUUUAAAAGCAAGGUUUCUGCUGGUGUCAUUCUAAUCCUUUCUUUAAUGAUGAGCUUGGAUUUUUUGGCUGCUUUUUUAUUUAACUGCGGAGCAUCCAUUUUAAGUGUGUUUUUCUGCUUUCUUGGUUUUAAAUCAUUCACCUGUUGCCUUUUGCUUGUACAGUAGUGGCAUUUUUCUGUCUAAGCUAAGUUAAUUUCAAAGUAAAAUGGUUCUAAUGCAUGAGAAUUGGGGUUUUGGCCAAGGGAGAAUUCUCAGAGCAUGUUUUUCUCCCAUCUAAGGUUAUUAAAUAUUGUGGAAUACAAGUGAAGUUCUACUUGCAUAUAAAAAAUGGAUGAUUCAAAAAUUAUUUGUAAGAUGAUUCCUUUUUCUAUGAAAACUUUCCUUCUAAAAUUAAAACCAUAGUUUCAUUUUCCUGUAAUAGUGGGAAGGCUUGAAGACAAUAACCCGGGAUUUAUUUUUUACUGUGUGUCAUAUAUGCAAGUAUUUCUCCAAAAUACAGUAUACUGCCAUUAAAUCUAGUGGCAGAAUCUAUCCCUAUCCUUGCACAUCCCCAAAUUGGAACAGUAUAACUGUAUUUUACUUACCUUUUUCCUCCUUCUCUAAACUGUUUGAUGCCCCAUAUUAAGUAGAAACUUGCAAAGCUGCAUCUUUCCAAAUAGAAUAUAUUGAAUUGGCAUUGUACAUUCUUUUUAGGCUUUGCAGAUAAUAAGAUGCACUUGGAGCUUUUCACAUUUUAGAUAACAAAUGCAUGGGGGAAAACUCUUUAACUGCUGGGGUUGGUUUGCAUCUGAGGAAAACCCAUGCCUGAAGGGAAGCUGCAGCAGCUUGUGCAUGUUAACACGAUGGUUUGGAAUUCAGUUGCUUGUAUUUUGUUAGAACCUGUUGUCUGUGGAGCAGGCUUCUGCUGCUGCUUACUGGCUGCAGUAACAUGCUUCUAAUGUUGGUGUGAGUAGCCGUGUGACAAGCCUGUUGGCCUCACCACUGUGCUUUUUAAGAAGCUGUUUCAGUUAAUAAAAGAAUGGUUUUGAACUUUUGUAGUUCAGGUUAAACCUUCCCAGACUUGGGAUUCUCCUGCUGCUGACGUAGGGGAAAGUGUCAGUAUUGGCCCAUAACUCAGCAAUUUUCUGUGUGUAACCAUGACAGGCAUGCUCAGUUAACCUCUUGGUAAGUGCAUGUUAUAAACUUCUUGUGAGUUGUUAAAGCCUCUUAAGAGGAAGACCGUGCAGAUCUCAAAGAUGUUAUUCAGCCAGUGAGCAGGUACUUGACAUGCUGUUCAGGGUAGGUUGAAAAAAAUGUCUUUUUUUUCCAAAACAUGCAUUAAAAUCUGAGUUUUAUGCUAAAGGCAAAAUGUUUAGGCUUGCUUAUUAAAUGUGUGGAACUAAUUGUAUGGUUAAAUACACACCCCAAACUAUUUGGGAAGUUUGAAAGCGAGUUAGUAUUACUAACAAGCAAGAGCUUCAAAACCAGCUUCAUUUCUGGAGUCCUAACUGCUACUCUAUAUGUGUAUAUGUACACAUCCAUAUGCAUGUUUUACCCUUGGAGAGGAUAGUUUUUCUAACUCAGAGUUAUUCUCAUACUAGCAAGGCAGUAAUAAUUCCUGCCACUGGUGAAAAUUAGUUUUAUAGCUCUACUACACUGAAAUAAAAUUAGGACAUUACUUAUUGAAGAGGUAGAAUUUUUCAGUCUGUAUUGAGAAAUGUUUUCUGCAUUACAGCCACCUUCAUGUGUUGGAAACAAACAUUGGUUUGCUUUAUCAUUUCAGACAGAUGCUAUUUUUUCCCCCCCUUAAUGGCGGCUAAACAAUAUUAGGGAUCAAAAUUGCAGAAAAUGGACUUAGGCAGCAUAAAGAACGUUUCAGGAAGAAACAGUGGAAUUUUUUUCAAAGGUGUAAAGCAAUUAGACAUUCUUAAUGCUCUGGAUUUCAGUAAGCAUUUUUGGCCUUUGGAUUUUUGGGUUAUGUUCAGAGGGCCCUAAUGAUUUCUUACUGAAGUCAAUAGAUUUCCUUGAGGUUAUAAGACAAAUCCCUGCCUUGAUUUAUUUCCUUUAGUUAAAUGAAAGAUUCUGUUAGGCUUAGAAAAGGGAUCAGAGUCAAUUUACUCUCCCUUUAGACAUGAAAAGAGGAUUUUUAUCAUGUCUGAGAAUAUCUUAAUUGUUUUUUAAAGGGUGAAGCAUGCUCAGCAAGUUUCUUGCAUAUAUUAAAUACAGGCAUG
Messenger RNA from Pezoporus flaviventris, 4278 nucleotides. It is a transcript of the gene RHOT1, whose product is annotated as ras homolog family member T1. The record is from RefSeq and is a predicted model, not a curated record. The transcript has 20 exons. Lineage: Eukaryota; Metazoa; Chordata; Aves; Psittaciformes; Psittacidae. The coding region runs from base 145 to 2073 and encodes 642 amino acids. Gene Ontology annotation, molecular function: GTP binding; GTPase activity; calcium ion binding. Gene Ontology annotation, biological process: small GTPase-mediated signal transduction; mitochondrion organization; regulation of mitochondrion organization. Gene Ontology annotation, cellular component: mitochondrial outer membrane.